CGCGAAAUAAUUUUGAGGUAGCUACGAUCCAGCCAGCACACCACCAUCCCACCCUCUUAUACCGCAGUGAUGGCCGACGACAAGAAGACCGUCGCACCGGCGACCUACAGCCAGCCGUCGAGGAAAGGCAAGAAGGCGUGGCGCAAGAACGUCGACAUCACCGAAGUUUCGUCCGGCCUCGACAACCUCCGCACCGAAAUCAUCCACGGCGGACCUGUCAAAGAGAAAGAUGCCGACCAACUUUUCGCUACCGAUACCACAGGAGAUGCCGAGAUCGCGCGCAAGCAGAAGAGCAAGAAACUGCUCAAAGUUGACGAGAUCCUCGCAGCACGCAAUAGCAAAGUCGACCCUCUCCAGCCGGGACGAAAGCGUAAGGUAGAGGAUCACACUGGUAGCGGCGAGGGUGGAAAGCGCAUCAAGGCCAAUGGCAGAUAUGUUUCACACAAGGAACUCUCACGGCUGCGAAAUGUGGCAGAUGGAGGGCAAAUUGGCAUUGUGGUCGACGAUCAGCCCAGCGACGAUCUGUGGGGAGCACCGCAACCGCAGCCCGAGGAGCAGUACACCUUUCUCGAGAAGAAGAAACCGAAGGUUGCGCCUGCUACCAUAAAGCAAGCUCCGACACCUCUCACAGUAUCUGGCAAAGCGGUGGCAUCAGUACUCAAACCCGCUGCUGGAAAGAGCUACAACCCACUCGUCGGCGAUUGGUCCGCUCUACUAGAGAAGGAAGGCGCAGCAGCAGUCGAGGCAGAAAAAGCACGUCUUGCCGCUGAGGCUGCCCAAGCAGAGCGAGAACGGAUAGCAGAAGAGGAAGCUGCGAAGGCGGAGGCUGCUGAGAAGGACGAGUAUGCUACGGAUUACGAGAGUGCAUGGGAGAGCGAGUGGGACGGGAUACAGUCAGAAGGAGAGGCCGAGAUCCACGUACAAAAGCAAAAGUCAAGAAAGACACCAGCAGAGCGGAAUAAGGUCAAGGCACGAAAAGAGCGAGAGGCGAAGGAGAAGUGGGAGAAGAAGCAAAAGCUAAGAGACGCACAAGAACGGAAAAUCAAAGAGAUCGCCAAAGAGGUGGCUGCCAAAGAACGAGCACGACAGCAGAGAGCCGUGGCAAUCGUGGACGAUUCGUCCGCGAGUGACGAGGACGAAGAUGGAUUGCAAGUACGAAAGAGGAGGUUUGGUCAGAUCCAAGUGCCAGAUGCGCCAUUGGAGGUCACGCUCCCGGAUGAAUUGCAAGACAGCUUGAGAAGACUUAAGCCAGAAGGGUCAAUACUGACCGACAGCUACCGAAACAAAAUCAUCAAUGGUAAGCUCGAGCCGAGGAAGAAAGUGGGCCAGGUCAAGCAAAAGCAGACUCAACGUACGGAGAAAUGGACCUACAAGGAUUGGCAGCUCAAGUAGAAUUAUUGUCUGCUACCACAGAGUCUUGCAACACAAACACGAGAUCACAUCGUCCUCGUUAUCUCCAACCAAACCUGGACCUAAUCGAUAUUCAUAUAAGAGGUUGAAUGGAGUAAAGGGAUCUUCAAUCAGUCGAUGAACAGGCACAAUAAGCCGCUCGGGACCGUGAGGUAGACUGAAUUUGCCUAAUAACGUCCUCACGGAGGCAGUUGCUGGCAUUGUGCCCAAUCGAGACAACAACGACGGCGACCAGUAGCCAUUGGGGUGCGCAGUAGCUAUAUGGUAUAUUCAGCAUCUUUGAAUGCCGGUGCCCUUGCGCUACUUCCAAAGAUGCACUUGCGUCCAUACACCUCGCACAUUCUAACUGUAGCACAGUGUCCACAUUAUCGCACGCCGAAGCACCUUUGAUAAACGCAGGUGUAGUUUCGACCAAGCAUCUAGCGAGGGACGCCCAC
Molecule: messenger RNA, 1847 nt
Organism: Cercospora beticola
Lineage: Eukaryota; Fungi; Ascomycota; Dothideomycetes; Mycosphaerellales; Mycosphaerellaceae
Product: ribosome biogenesis protein NOP53
Biological process (GO): ribosomal large subunit assembly; rRNA processing
Cellular component (GO): nucleolus
Molecular function (GO): 5S rRNA binding
Source: RefSeq, a predicted model, not a curated record